AUGGAAUGGAAUGGAGUGAUGGAUGUUGUGUGUGUUGCACCACCAGACAUGACUCGAGCUGCUGCAAAUGUCAUAUCAAAACGAUCAUCAAUACUGUCCGGUCAGUGUUACCAUGUCAAAUCGUCCGUUUGGUUGAGCGAUACAGUCGACGUUUAUGUAGCCGAGCAGUAUGUGCAUGAAGUGGUGGAACACACAGUGAGGAUGUCGUUGGAUGCCUGCGUUGACAGUUUUUGUAGUUGCAGAUCCAGUUGGAUUGAUAGGCGAGCAACUGUGCAAACAACUGCGCGAGUUGCAGGAUGUUUGAGAUCCAACAAAACACUGCUUGCACACAAGUUCAUGAAUGCAGAUUGUCAGACUUGA
Molecule: messenger RNA, 360 nt
Organism: Batrachochytrium dendrobatidis JAM81
Lineage: Eukaryota; Fungi; Chytridiomycota; Chytridiomycetes; Rhizophydiales
Exons: 4
Coding region: 1-360 (119 amino acids)
Source: RefSeq, a predicted model, not a curated record